AUGCUCCCCGAAGGAGCCCAGACACUGGUUUAUCACACCAUUGGUGACCACAAUGUCAAGUUCGACUACUAUCUUCCUCCGGGUGCCAGGGGCCCACUUCCUCUUGUGAUACAUUGGCACGGAGGUGGUAUGACGGCUGGCUCGCGCCGUGAUGACUUUCCUCACUGGCUUUAUGGCCCGUGCCAGAAGAAAGGCUACAUAUUCGUCUCUCCAGACUACCGCCUCUGCCAUCCCUGCACAGCUCUGGACCAGAUCGAGGACGCCAAAGCUCUCUUCUCAUUCCUCACCGGGGAAACUUUUGCGGCAACCCUGCCCGAUGGUGUCAGCGUCGAUGCUCGCCGCAUCGCCGUGGCCGGGUCCUCGGCGGGGGCGUACCAGGCCCGCGCGGCGUGCGUCUAUGCCCGACCUAAACCGGCCGUUCUCAUGACUGCCUACGGGCUGGGCGGCGACCUGCUCCUGGACCACUGGACCAACCCCCGGCCGCCGACGGGUUUAGCCGGCAUGGUCGACCUGAGCAAGGUCCCGGUGCUGCUCGCCGACCGGACCGUGGUCAGCUGCGAUGCUGCGCCCCCGGACCGGGCGGCGCCCAUCACGGAGAGGUUCGCGCUGACGGUGCGCUGGGAGCUGGACGGCACGAUGCUCGACGGCAUCUUUGGACGGGCCGGUCUGGCGGAGAAGCUGCGGGCUGUCAACUAUGCCGAGAGAGAGGCCCUUUUGCCCGAUGACCUCCGGCCUGGAUUCCUUCAGCUUUGCAUUGAAAAGGAUUACCCGCCGUCCGUGCUGGUUCAUGGAACCGCGGAUGAAGUGGUGCCGGACAUUGAGAGUGUGCGACAUUAUGAGAAGCUCCGGGAACUCGGAAUCAAGACGGACUUGCUUCUGGUUGAGGGGGCAGGCCACGGACUCGUGGAGUUUAAGCCUAAUGGGUCAAUCAGCUUACUCGAAGAUGGUCUGAAGGCUUAUGCAAAGUCUUUUGACUUUAUUGUCAGCGUCUUUGAAGGGCUGUGA
Messenger RNA from Pestalotiopsis fici W106-1, 1005 nucleotides. RefSeq lists its product as uncharacterized. The record is from RefSeq and is a predicted model, not a curated record. The transcript is spliced from 3 exons. Gene Ontology annotation, biological process: proteolysis. NCBI's taxonomy places the organism in Eukaryota, Fungi, Ascomycota, Sordariomycetes, Amphisphaeriales, Sporocadaceae. Gene Ontology annotation, molecular function: serine-type peptidase activity. The coding region runs from base 1 to 1005 and encodes 334 amino acids.